AUGUAUUUAUCAGAUUUUAAAGAAUUAGUCGAACGUCUCGCCGUUGUUACCACAAUAUUACAGUUUCUUUCGGGCAUUUUAGUAUGCAAGCAAUAUAUAUUAAACCGUACAACUGGUGAAGCCUCUCCUUUGCCAUUUACUUGUGGAUUCUUUUCGUGUAGCAUAUGGCUACUGUAUGGAUUAACGAAAAAUGAUGGCAACAUGAUUUUAGUUAAUGUAGUUGGUGUAAUAUUUAUGAUAGCAUAUACUGUAAUAUUUUAUUUGUAUACUUUAAAAAAAAGCUUAGUGUUGAGGCAGUCUUAUGUCACUGUAGGGUUGUGUUUAUUUAUGAUGGGAUAUGUGAAUGUAGAAGAAGACAAUGAAGUACUAUUAAACCGCCUUGGUACACUUGCCUGUUGUUUAACAUUAGUAACAGUGGCUUCACCAAUGAGUAAGCUGUUUUAUGUGAUAAAAACUAAAAGCACUGAAUGCCUACCAUUUCCCAUGAUUCUCAUGACUUUUAUUGUGAUGGCACUGUGGUUCUUGUAUGGUAUGAUUGAAGAAGACAUUUACCUCACUAUUCCUAAUUUAAUUGGAGCUUCUUUGGCAUUGGCACAGCUAUCCCUGUUUAUAAUAUUCCCGAGCAAACAAAUAUCACCGCUCUUGGUAAAGUCAACAGUAGCAUAA
Leptosia nina is the source of this 666-nucleotide messenger RNA. NCBI's taxonomy places the organism in Eukaryota, Metazoa, Arthropoda, Insecta, Lepidoptera, Pieridae. The record is from the annotation of a GenBank genome assembly.